Messenger RNA from Pimephales promelas (fathead minnow), 1664 nucleotides. Lineage: Eukaryota; Metazoa; Chordata; Actinopteri; Cypriniformes; Leuciscidae. The record is from RefSeq and is a predicted model, not a curated record.
AUGAACUAUACCGACAAGUUAGAAAAACAUGAAUACACCAUAAAAGAAGAGCUUGGGCAAGGAUCGUCAGCAAUAUCAUUUCUGGUGAACAGUGCAGAGGAAGAUCCUUAUAUGGUCAAAGAGAUCAGUUAUAGAGAUGAGACGAAUCUGGAUGAAAUCAAAGAGGAAGUCGAGAUCUUGAGAAGUCUGAAUCAUCCAUAUAUUGUUGACUACGAGGAAUCAUUUGAAGAUCAAGCAACUGGACAUGUUUAUAUUGUGAUGGAGUAUUGUGCUGGAGGAGAUCUUUACAAGAAGAUGCAAGCAGCGAGAAAUGAUGGAGUUUUUGAGAAACCAGAGAUCCUUGACUGGUUUGUUCAGAUUUGUCUGGCUCUGCAGUAUCUCCAUGAGAAGAACAUUCUCCACAGAGAUAUAAAACCUCAGAAUGUUUUUCUGACUGAGGAUGGUUACAUUAAUCUUGGUGAUUUUGGAUGCUCAAAAGUACUAAGAAGCACUGAUGUUUAUGCAAAAUCAGUUGUGGGUUCAGAUCUCUAUGUAAGCCCAGAAGUGCUUGCACACAAGUGUGAUUUUAAAAGUGACAUAUGGUCACUGGGAUGGUUGCUCCACGAUCUCUGCAUGCCUAAUGUCUGGUCAGAUAGCAUAGAGCGUCGCUGUGCACAUGCUUCAAGCUUGAAUGGAGCCCCACCUCAGAUCUCAGAGAGAUACUCAGAGGAACUGAGGAAGUUGAUCAGUCAAAUGCUCAGCUGUGACCCUAAAGACAGACCUUCAGCUGAUGAGAUUCUGGCAAAACCAUUCCUGAAAGAAGCAGUAAAGAGAAACAACAGAAUCCCAGUAACACUGAAACAAAGAUUCAUGGAGGCCACUGAGAUCUUUGAGAAGACAUACAAAGACUCGAAGGCCUUUCUUAGUGAGUGGAAAGAAAUAAUUGAUUCAGUAGAAGAGAUUCACCGUAAAUGCACUAUAGGCAGUCUGACAGGUUCAGUGAUCGGAGCCGCUGGAGGAAUCACUGCAUUAGUUGGUGCAAUUUUGAUACCUUUCACUUUCGGAGCAUCUCUGAUAGUAUCAGGUGUUGGGAUUGGUGUUGGAGUUGCAGGUGGGGCAACAAGUGCUGUAUCCAACAUUACCAAUGCAGUCAAACAAAAAGCACUCUAUGAAAAACUAGACAAAAUUAGCCAGAAGUACAAAGAUGUUCACGAACAGAUUUUCAACUCAUCAGAGACAUUGAGGUUACUAAGAAAAAUCCAAAAGUUCAGAGGUUUUGUUGGAGAUUUUGAUAACAGGCAGGACCCGUGGUUGGUAGGGAGAAUUACUUUUACAUUAUUGAAUGCCACAAAAAUCAUUUUUCUAAGUGUGUUGGCAAAUCUUGGGAGUGCAGCUGCUCGGGCAGAUGUUCAGGCAGCAGAAGCAGUAGUUGCAAUGGCUGCAGUCUCAGGUGUGUUGAGUAGUCUCUUAGUCAUAGCCGAUGCUGUCUUCAUAGGAAUAGAUUCCAGAGAGAUUCACGAGAUGAGACAGGGAGAAAUAAAUGAUCCAGAAAAGAUCAAAUCCAGUGUCCUCAAGGGCAUUGCACAGAUGAGGAAAAUGCAUAAAGAACUUGACAAUAUCUUGGAGGGAAUUAAAGAAACAACGGAGGCACUAAAACAGAAUUAUUAAGUGAAGAAGUGAAAGGG